Messenger RNA from Astyanax mexicanus (Mexican tetra), 4658 nucleotides. It is a transcript of the gene tmem151a, whose product is annotated as transmembrane protein 151A. Lineage: Eukaryota; Metazoa; Chordata; Actinopteri; Characiformes; Acestrorhamphidae. The record is from RefSeq and is a predicted model, not a curated record. Bases 76 to 1764 code for a protein of 562 amino acids. The transcript has 2 exons.
GCAGGGGCGGUUUGGAGCCAGGUCAUGUCUUCAGCUCUAAUAUACGCAGGUGGAGAAGAGGGAAAGGACUGAAGGAUGCAGGGGGUGACUGUGAGCGGAGAGGCGCCCACCCUGACAGGGGGAGGAAGGGAGGAGCAACGUCCCCUCAAGCAGUCCUUAAGUGGAUCUUUGUGCCGGGAAUCCCAUUGGAAGUGCCUGCUGUUGACCUUACUCAUGUAUGGCUGUUUUGGCACGCUGGGCUGGUGCUCCCUGUACCGCAUCACAGUCAUGGCAUCCGAUGACCAAGGUCCUGCCAUUUACUAUGGUGAACGAGUCGGCCUCUCUCAUGACAGCCCCUGUUCUAAUGGAUAUGUCUACAUACCAGUGGCCUUCCUGGCUAUGCUCUAUGUGGUCUAUCUGGUGGAGUGCUGGCACUGCUACUCCAAAACAGCAAACCUGGCAAAGGUUGAGAUCAAUCAGGUGUACGACCGAAUCCAGAGGCUGCAGCAAGCCACACCCUGCAUCUGGUGGAAGGCCAUCAGCUAUCACUACGUGCGGCGAACCAGGCAAGUGACACGCUACCGCAACGGUGAUGCCUACACUACCACACAAGUAUACCACGAACGGGUCAACACACAUACCUCCAGCUCUGAGUUUGACUACUCCCGGCACGGUGUUAAGGACGUUUCCAAGGAGCUACAAGGCUUGCUGGACCACCCUGUCACUCGGCUUCGCUUCACUAAGUGCUUCAGCUUUGCCAGUGCCCGUGCCGAGACUGCUUACCUUACACAGCGGGCACGAUUCUUUGGAGACAAUGAGGGCCUGGAUGACUACAUGGAGGCCAGGGAGGGCAUGCACCUCAAGAAUGUAGACUUUCGAGAGCACAUGCUUGCAUUCCCAGAUCCUGCACGGCCUCCCUGGUACACACGCCGCUGGGUAUACUGGUUGGCAUCUGCUUUGCUUCUGUCCUGGCCACUCAGAGUGGUGGUUGAAUACCGCACGGCCUACGUCCACUACCAUGUGGAAAAGCUGUUUGGUGAGAAUGAAGAUGCCAGUGACAAUGAUAACAGUGAAAACUAUCGAUCAGGAUUUGAGCAUGGCACUGGAGGUCCCACUCUUCGUGUAAUUUCCAGGGUGAACACAGUGGAUAUAACUGAACUGGAGUGGCACAUUCGCUGCAAUCAGCAGAUUGUGCCUAGCUACUCUGAGGCCUUGCUCAUGGACCUGGACAUUAACACUAACACACCGCUCAACGUUGCAGUGGCAGCCCGAAUGAGGCGCAACUCCAGCUACUUCCUCCAGACCUGCCCUCGUUGCCGUAGGUCAACAAGCAGCUCCUCUUUGCCCUCCUGGGUUCGAGGAAACAUGGUUAUGGGGGCAAGCUCAUUCCCAGUCAGGCCUGGAGGGAGGCUGGUCCUGAGCCGCAGUGGCCUCUCACUGGGACGCUUGCACUCCAGCCGAAACCGCCACACCUGCCUGUUUCACUCAAGGAGCCUUGGAGGAGGACUAGGGAGCAGAGGGGAAGAGGGAGGUGGGGGGUUUCUGGGUCUGGGGUUCCGCAGACCAGAUGAGGAGAGGAGAGGUGUUCUGGAGAGCGAGGGUCUGGAAGAUGAAGACAACUGCGAGGUCGAGGACCAGGGACAGGGAGAUGACAGAGAAAACGGAGGGGUGAGGGGAGAAGAGAGGGACAGGCCACCAGCCUAUCAGGAUGCUCUGUACUUUCCUGUGUUGAUCAUUCAUGGAGAAGAGAGCUGCCAUGGUGGCCAGGACAUUGACACAGGAUAAUGGCGGGACUGGUGUGAAGAAUGUAUAUUAGGAUGUUUGCAAUGGUAAACAGGUAAGCAAAUUGAAGUAAAAAAGAAUAAAGAAAGAAAUGCAGAACACUGUUGGGCACUCUCGGAAGAAAGAAACAACCCAGGGAAGUUACAUAAAAGGUGAAUCCUGAAUUUUAGAUUGUUUUGACAGAGAAAAUGUGUGCUGUUACCCUAUAAAAGACCUAUGAAAGAGAUUAGCACUGAAGAACAACUGCAAUAUGAGUGAAUGUACUGAAAGUUGUAGGGUUUAAAGGAAAAUACGAUAAAUGGGUCAGUUCAUGUCUGAGGCAAUUGGCGGCAAGCUGACAUGAACUGACCCUUUAGAAAAUUCUAAUAGGCAUGAAUCAUUAGAGAUCAGUAUCCUAUUAUUCUAUGCCUUGAAGUACCAUCUCCAUAAUUAAACAAAAAUGCUCAAUCAGUCCAUGUAGCCUGUCUGUCCUUUUAGGAGUAUUGUAGUUUACAUGAAGAGCUGGACCACUGUACCUGAUCACGUAGUGAAGACAUUCCAGGCCUAGCAACUUAAAAAAAAAUGUAGUCCAUGCUACAUUUUGAACCGUCUGUAGCCUAAUGCCAUUAUUUAAAUAGAAGUGUAACUGUAGUUGUACUGCAGAGCAGAUGGUCUCUGACUUCAGUUGAUUUCUUUAAAGACAUGAGAGCAGACCGAAACAAAGCCAAAAGAUCUCAGGGGAAAAGAGACUCUCCAUUUUUAAUAGGGAAUAAAAAAUGGUAGAGAUUUAUUAGAAGAGGGCGUAGGUUGAUGAAUUGUAAUCCCUUGCUGUUUGUACUUAUGCUUCAACCCACCUUAUUGUGUCAUGAUUUCGUUUAAUCUUUUAAUUGCCUUGUAGAAGCUUGGUGCUCAUGACUCCACUGUUCUUUGCCUUAAAGGUAUUUUUAUUCAGCGCCAUGUGAGUAAUGCUAGCACAACCGCAUAUAGAUAUAAUACGGCAUUACACACAUACACAGUGAGUUUUUGAACUCUUUAGAAUUAUCUGCACGAACAGUUCUUAAAAUGUGAUCUGAUCUUAAUCUAAUUAUAUCACAUAAUAAUGAUAAUAAUAAAGAAGAAAAGUCUUAUUUAACAAUAAACUAAUUUUACAUUGCUAUAUCAUGAACAAAUGCUUUAAAAAGAAGGUAAUUCAUUGUCAUUAUGUGGACUCAGAUCUAAGGCCUUAAUUUAUGGGAAAUGUGCUUAUAUUCAAGACCCUCUUUAAACAAAACAAAAAAACAGGUUUUACAUAAUUGUUUCACAUCAGUCAUUACAAAACCCUUGUAAAUCAGAGAGAAUAGUUGCUACAAUAUAUAGCAUAGCUUACCAUAAUGCUUCAAUUUAAGCCUAGACCAAGCCUAGGCUUUAUGCUAUUUUAGUGACAAAAUACUUAAAGUAAUUGAUACUGAUGGAUCUUCUGAAUAAGACAAAAUAGCGCUUGGAUUUACCUCGGUGCAGUGGCAAAGAUAGAGGUUUUCAGUAGUAAAAUAGACCUUAAACCUAAUACAUUUUUAAGUUGAUGUCUCUAUGAAGAGUUUUGUCACUAUUACUCCAUGUUUCUGAACAUGGCUAUGACGGAGGCUGAAGUGACAGAAAAAUAAACAAGUUUUUAGAGCAAUCUUGGACCCAGCCCAGUCAGCCACUGAAAUGUCUUAGCUUCUGAAGAUGAAAUUGAAACUUCACAUGAAGCUUAAAUGCUAUUCUGAAAAAUAGCACAUAAAGCAAUAAGCAAUAAAUUCAAACCUUCUGUUUAUUACACAGUAAAAUAGCUUAUUGCACGGUCUGUGACAUGGUUUUCAAGGCCUUGAAUAUGGUAGGGCUCUGCUUACUUCCAGUAAAUAGUUGAAUGUUUCUUCUGAGGCCUUUUAAAAUGAUGUGAUUGGGAUGUGUGGUGUUUAAACAGGUUUCUGUUGUUAAAAAAAAGCUGAUGACCAAACAUGUGUCUAUUUUUAUAAGGCAGGACAGGUCAAACACACAACAAAAUUAAUUGGAAAAUGUGACACCAAUUAACCUCUACUUGAGAGCUCAUUAUCCUUGAUUCUGUUUCUUUAAACCAUUUGUUCAGUAAAGAUAUGGCAGUGUAAAUUGCUGUUUUUUUAAUACAGUUGUCUUCACUCCAUAUGUCUUACGUGAUGUUACAUUACAGUAACGUUAUGACUGUUUAAUGCAGAAAUCUAAAUUCAGUGUCGAACAGAUAGACCUGGAAAACGUGGUCUAUAGAAGAAGUGUAAAGAAUGUUUAACAAAUAAAUAAAAUAAGGGAUUAUGUUAGCACCAUCUUAACCAUCUGUAACAGCCAUGCAAAAUUUUGUUAAGCUCAUAACAGUGGUACAUAACUGAAAUCACAAGACCACUUUAAAAAAUGCUCAGUCUGUCAUUCAUCACAUCACCUGCUCCCUGUACUGCUUGAAUACUGGCAGCUUUUGUCAUUUAAGUUUAAAGCUGUCCUUUUUAAUGUAAUUGGGGGUUCAGCUUGAAAAAUACAGGAUACCACAAUGUUUAAUGACUGUCACUAGUGAAAAGCACAUGAUUGCCUAUUAAAACACAAGCCAUGAUCCACAACUACAACAUUUCCACACAGAUACAGACCAGCUUACCAAUCCCAAGUUGAUGCUUACUUGCAUAGUCAUAGUUCAGCAUGGUUACUGAACGUUGGCUCAUUAACAAGCACAACAAGUAAGUCAUCUGCUUUACAAACAGUGCAGGGACCGGUGAGAACACAGGAUGACCGCUGAGAUGCUUAUCACAGAAUGAGUGAAUGAAUGUACCAGUAGAAUCCUGCAAAAAAAUCUAUUUUACAGCAAAAUCUGGGGCAGCAAAAGUAAAAAAAAAAAAAAAAAAAACACAGCACAUACCAAAUGCAUCUCUAUUUUGUCAGCA